GUAAUCCCUUGAAAUGUAAUGGAUAAAUAAUAUGAAAAAUAACGUGAAAUCAACGUAAUUUUAUAGAAAGAAUCUUAUCAUCAUGGAUGAAAGUUUAAAACAUCACAACCCGAAUCCGAUUCUGACGGCGAAUCCUCUGUCAAAAUUGCUGUUCUGGUGGAUGAACCCAAUAUUCCGAAAAGGCUACUCAAGAAGAUUGGAGGUAGAUGAUAUGUUCAAUGUUACAAACGAGGACUCAUCAGAAGAACUCGGAAAGAAACUUGAAAGGGAGUGGAAUAUUGAACUAGCCAAGUCAAAGAAAGUGAAUAAGUCUCCCAGCCUUUCCAAAUGCAUAGUCAGGAUCUUUGGUGUCCAGUAUGCCUUAUUAGGAAUCAUUGUGUUCAUAGAAGAAGCCACAAAGGUUGUACAACCUCUGCUGUUAGGACAACUGAUUCGUUACUUCACCCCUAAUUCCACCAUAUCACAAAUGGAUGCAUACCUUUAUGCGUUGGGAAUGAGCUUGGCUGCCAUUGUUCUUGCUGUUUUUCACCAUCCUUACUUCUUCACAGUUCAGCGAAUUGGAAUGCAAAUCAGAGUGGCUUGUUGUUCGCUUCUGUACAGAAAGGCUUUACGAUUAAGUAACAGAGCAAUGGGGCAGACAACAACAGGUCAGAUUGUCAACCUGAUGUCCAACGAUGUCAACAGAUUCGACACGGCAGUGAUGUUUAUUCAUUACAUCUGGAUUGGUCCGCUGCAGGCCUUAUUUGUUUUGGUUAUUCUGUGGAUGGAACUUGGCCCCUCGGCCAUCGCUGGAUUUGCCGUCCUUCUUUGUCUUGUACCAGUACAGAGCCUGAUGGGAAAACUAUUUGCAAACCUCAGGCACAAGACAGCAGUCCACACUGAUGAGAGAGUAAAAGUGAUGAGUGAAAUAAUCUCAGGGAUGAGGGUUAUCAAAAUGUACUGCUGGGAAAAGCCCUUCGGAGAGUUAGUCGCCAAAAUCAGAAAGCUUGAAACUGAUCGCAUUAGAAUGAGCAGUAACAUACGAGCCCUAAUUUUAGGACCUUUCUUAGUCUCCAUUAAGUUUAUAAUUUUCCUCACCUUUGUGAUAUAUGUGUACACGGGAGGGGCCAUGACAGCUGAGAAGGUUUUCAUAACUAUCGCACUUUACCAGGCAGUUCGGUUAUCCACGACCCUUUUUAUCCCAUUUGCCUUCCAGUUUUUAUCUGAGAGCAGGGUUACGGUUGAAAGGCUACAGAAAUUCCUGCAGCUGGAUGAACUUGAUCAGGGUUCUGUUGAGGAAGCCUCCGGAUUACGACCAAAACCCGAGAACUGUUUUAUAGAGGUGGACCGUAUCACCGCUAGAUGGGACAUGGACUCUGAGCAGCCAACAUUGAGUGACAUCUCUGUUAAAGUAGGGCCAAGGAAACUGUUAGCUGUGAUUGGACCUGUUGGUGCCGGAAAGUCUUCCCUAUUGAUGAGCAUUCUUCGGGAAUUACCAGUGUCAGAAGGAAGUGUUAAAGUCCGUGGCAAGAUAUCCUAUGUAUCCCAGCAGCCUUGGGUCUUUUCUGCCAGUCUACGACAAAAUAUUGUAUUUGGAAACAAGUUUGACAGCGCCCGCUACAAUAAAAUUAUAAAGGCUUGUGCAUUAGACAAGGACAUUGAAGUGAUGCCAAAUGGAGAUAGCACUCUAAUUGGAGAUAGAGGGGUCAGCCUAAGUGGAGGUCAAAGGGCAAGGGUCAGUUUAGCUCGAGCCCUUUAUAUGGAUGCUGAUGUAUACUUAUUGGAUGACCCAUUGAGUGCUGUGGAUGCAGUGGUCAGUCGCCACCUCUUUCAAAAAGUGAUUAAAGGGAUGCUGAAAAACAAACCCCGGAUUCUUGUCACCCAUCAACUCCACUUUCUCAAGGAGGCAGAUGAAAUCAUUAUCUUAAAGGAGGGCCAGUGUCUUGGAAAGGGAACAUUCGAUGACAUUUCUACAUCAGGAAUAGAUUUCUCUUCACUGCUGAAAUCAAAUGAGGAAGAAGAAAAAGAGAAACCUCCUGUUGUUAAAUAUGAAAGAGCAACAAGCGUGGAUCGCACACACUCAAGUUUACAAAACAUUGGAUCCACCAUCUCUCUGACUUCCAUUGGGACAGAGUUUGAGCCUGACCCAGUCAAGCAGCCAGAGGAAGAGGAGCGUAGAGAGGGGAGAGUGGGUUGGUGGGUGUACUUCAGAUAUUUCCAAGCCGGGUCAGGUCCAAUUAAGUUUCCUUUGCUGGUCCUGGUUAAUCUGGUGGCCCAGGCUGCAUAUAUCAUGAGUGAUUGGUGGCUAGCAAGAUGGUCUAACAACGAGGAGGACAGGGAUGACCUGAUUCAAAAGGAUUCUCUCUUACGAUCCCAAGGAAUCAACAACACAAACAUCACUAUCCCAGACAGUGACACAGAUUUCAAUGUUUACGUCUUCUCCGGAAUCAUAUUUUCUGUAUUUCUUUUUGGAUUACUCAGGGCUUUGAUGUACUUCAAGGUUGCCGUGGAUGCAGCAAAACAUUUACAUAACAGGAUGUUUAGAAGGCUCCUCAGAGCACCAAUCAGAUUCUUUGACAUAAAUCCUGUUGGUAGGGUUUUAAAUCGCUUUUCAAAAGACACAGGUCACAUGGAUGAUAACCUACCAAUCACAGUCUUUGAUUACAUACAGUGUGUCUUAAUAAUCCUGGGCAUUGUUAUUGUGGUGAUAGCCAUUAUUCCGUAUGUCUUCAUUAUACUGGUACCCCUGGCAGUUUUACUGUACGUGACACGUAGAUAUCAUAUCACAACAUCCAGACAUAUCAAGAGGCUUGAAGGCACAACACGUAGUCCAGUUUUUUCACACCUGAGUGCCUCCCUCCAGGGGCUGCACACAAUCAGAGCCCUCCGUGUCCAGGAGAAAUUCUGUGAGGAGUUUGACAAUCAUCAGAAUCUCCACACUGAGUCCUGGUUCCUCUUCCUGUCAUCCAGUCGCUGGCUGGCCGUCCGACUCGACUGGAUGUGUGCAGUCUUUGUCACCGCUGUCUCUUUUGCCUGUGUCUUUCUAGCACAAGGGCUGAGUGCUGGUUUGGUAGGUCUGUUAAUGACCUAUGCCAUGACAUUGAUGGGUUUGUUCCAGUGGGCUGUGAGACAGAGUGCAGAAGUAGAGAGUCAGAUGAUAUCUGUCGAGAGGGUUUUGGAGUAUUCCAAACUGGACACUGAGGCUGAGCUGGAAUCUGAUAAACCCCCACCACCCUCCUGGCCGGAGAAUGGAAAAAUUGUAGCCAAAAAUGCCAAACUGAGAUAUGGACCAGACUCUCCAUGGGUGUUUCAUGGAUUAAAUUUUGUGAUAAAAGGGAGAGAAAAGGUUGGGUUGGUUGGUCGAACAGGUGCUGGCAAGAGUUCUUUGAUUAGCUUGAUGUUCAGGAUGGCAGAAAUGGAUGGUUCAGUCAUUAUAGAUGAUGUGGACACACAGAAAAUAGGGCUGCAUGAACUGCGAAAUAAAAUCUCCAUUAUACCUCAGGAUCCUGUUCUGUUUACUGGCACCUUACGUAAAAACUUGGAUCCUUUUGAAGAGUGUACCGAUGAACAGCUUUGGAAGGCACUGGAAGAGGUUCAACUGAAGCCUGCUGUGGAGGAUCUUCCAGGAAAACUUGACUCUGAGGUAUCUGAGGGGGGUACUAACUUCAGUGUUGGGCAGAGACAACUUAUAUGUCUGGCCAGAGCUAUCCUUAGACAGAACCACAUCCUUAUGAUAGAUGAGGCCACAGCAAAUGUAGACCCAAGGACAGACAGUCUGAUCCAGAAAACAAUUCGUGAGAAGUUUAAGCAUUGCACAGUCAUCACCAUAGCACAUCGUUUGAAUACCAUCAUGGACUCAGAUAGAGUAAUGGUGCUUGAUGAUGGCCAGAUAAUGGAGUAUAAUCACCCCUAUGUUCUGUUACAAGACACAGAUGGAUAUUUAUAUAAAAUGGUGCAACAGACUGGUAAAGGAGAGUCACAGAAACUUCUGGAGAUUGCCAGAUCUACCUAUAACAAUAUACCAGCAGAGGACCGUCCAAUUCUUACUGAGGAAACUAAGAUUGUUACCACAGACGAUAUUUACUUGUCUGAGAAUGGUGAUGUGACUUCUAUAAGUGCUAACCAUGUCCUUCAGAAGCAGACAAGGGAGGAAGAUUCUGCUUCUGAAGUUGUGCCAUCCCCCUCUGAAGGUCCAGACAGAUCCUUUGAAGGUAAUGAAGAUGAAAAUGAGGAUGUUGAUGAGUCAGAGACCAGUACACUUCUGGAUGCAAAGAAGCAGCAGAAUCUGGAUACAUUACCUAGUCUUUCUUAUGCCGAUGAUAAUUUCGUGUCACAUUCCCAAAAAGAUGACCCAUUAGUUAAGUCCUCUAUCCAUAACCAGCAUGUGACAGAAAAUUCCCGUCCAAGUGAAGACACAAAUGGAGUUUCAGAGACAACAGAACUCUUAAACGAUGUGAAAAAUGAUGAAUAAUAUGAAAAUUUUGGAAAUUUUCUUAUUAUAGUGGAAGAAAUUUGAAUUCCAGUAGUUUAAAUGUGAUAUGUACAGUGUACUCUGUAUAUUAGGACAGGUGUCCUCUGAGUAUUUAUAGUACUUACAUGUACACUUUGUCACUAUUUAUUAGCAGCUGAUGUAUUAGUCUGGGUAAUUAAGACAUGGUAAAGAUGGAAAAGAUUUUGUACACAUCUCAAAUUUGGAUAAUACUGUACAUGUAAUUGUUUUAUAGAAACAUUUUUAUUUUUAGAAGAUAUACUUGUUAAACAAACUUGUGCCUUUCUUGUUGCGUUGAGAAACCAUUUUGAUAAAUGAUAAUGAAAAAAGAAGGUUUGUUACAUGUAGAAAUAUAUAGUUUAUUAAAUGUGUAUAGGAAUAUACUUUGUUUUCAAAGUUAAUAUCUAAGAGUCUGGAUUUACUUUUAAGCAUUUAGCUACAGGGUCUGUUAGAAUAUAAUUUAAUUUAGGUGUUACUUGUACAUGUUCAUUAGAAUGUUAAUAUAUUGUGGUAUAUUGUAAAUGUCCAGUUGAUUAUUUUUGGCUUUUGUUUUUAGCAUAUCCUGAAAUAUUUAAAGGCUGCAUGAGGGUAGAAGUUAAUUUACAUAUAUGUUGUUUAUUAUAACAAGUAGGAGGAAGAACAAUUGACUUUUUAGCUUUAGUUUGAACAGAAACAUAUACCUCUGAUUUUGUGCAUUGUUGGGUACACAUAGUUGAUUUGUCUUGUACUCAUCGCUUGUUGAAGUUAACUACAUGACAAGAAAAAAUUAGCCAUGUAUGUCUGACAAUGUCGUUUUUGCUUUGUAAUACUUUUGAUAACAAAGAUUUUACAGAACUGUGUUAUACAACCUUGCCAUAGACAUGUCACAUAAUCAAUUUAUAGAUAAGUUUUUUAAAAAAAAUUAUUAUACGUUGUACAUUCCAUCCUGUGCAUAUACAUGUAAAGAAGCAUUUUUCAAUUACAUAUUUUUUUUAAAGAAUUUUUUUUUUAGGAAAUUAGCUUUGAAAUAAAAAGUGAGUUGUUAUAAACUUGUUAUCCUCAUUCUAUAGUUUAAAUAAAAUGCAGAUAUUAAGAAU
This is a messenger RNA of Saccostrea echinata, 5544 nucleotides long. Its product is annotated as ATP-binding cassette sub-family C member 4-like. The transcript has 26 exons. The coding region runs from base 83 to 4450 and encodes 1455 amino acids. Gene Ontology annotation, molecular function: ATP binding; chloride channel activity; ATP hydrolysis activity. Gene Ontology annotation, biological process: monoatomic ion transport; transmembrane transport. The record is from RefSeq and is a predicted model, not a curated record. Lineage: Eukaryota; Metazoa; Mollusca; Bivalvia; Ostreida; Ostreidae. Gene Ontology annotation, cellular component: plasma membrane.